AUGGCUGAUUUGUGGGUUUAUAUAAAUCUUAUCUAAUUUCAUUGAAAUCCAAAAUUGCUUGUAGGUUUUUUGUGAUUGUUGCCGUCGCAAUAUUUUUCCUAUUAUGUUGCACAUUGUGCAAAGGAGAUUGUAUGCGUGAGAAAACUCGAACGAGCCACGUGUUUCUUCCGGCUCCGCAAAACAUAGUUGUUCCGCGACCCGAACCGGUUAUCUAUUAUCAGGCUCCACCUCCGCCACCAGCUUAUAAUGUGGUGACGUAUGCGACGCCCCAAAGUUAUAUUCAGCAAGAGUCGAAUCAAGUGUGUUUUAUGUAUUUGAGAUAA
Caenorhabditis angaria is the source of this 323-nucleotide messenger RNA. Lineage: Eukaryota; Metazoa; Nematoda; Chromadorea; Rhabditida; Rhabditidae. The record is from the annotation of a GenBank genome assembly.